UGGCAUUUUCCCCCAUAAAUUUCUUUAAAUUAACUAUGUCCAAUAGCCAAAUCCUUAAGCUUUUUGUUCUUCAGUGCCUAUUCAUAUUUCUGUGUCUUCCUUGUUUAGGAUUUCGUGCAGAAACAGACACUAUUACAAGAAAUCUUGUUCUAAAUGACCCCAACACCAUAUCAUCAAGAGGCAACGUCUUCAAAUUGGGAUUCUUCUCCCCUGAUAAUACCACCGAAAACCGCUACUUUGGUAUAUUUUACAGGCUACAGCAUUUCUGAAUCAACAGUGAUAUGGGUGGCCAACAGGGACAAGCCUAUUCCAGGUUCUUCCAGCAGUGUAACGAUAUCCCGAGAUGGGAAUAUCGUACUAACGAAUGCAGAAAGUGAGAUUGUUUGGUCAUCAAAUGUUACGUUAAUGUCAGUGCCCACCUUUUGAGCACUGGAAAUCUUGUUCUGCGAGAUGAUUAAAGUGACCGUACGUUUUGGGAGAGUUUUGGACAUCCAUCCGAUUCUCUUUUGCCCACUUCGAGGUUAACUGACAACAUAAAUACAGGCAAUAAGGUGAUCCUGUCCUCAUGGAAAACCCCGAUGGAUCCAGAAGUCGGAAAUUUCUCAAAUGGUUUCCAGGCUCUGAAUAUUCCUCAAGCCUUUAUUUGGAAUGGGAAUCGUCCAUACUGGCGAAGUGGUCCAUGGAAUGGGCUGAUUUUUAUUGGUGUACAAGAGAUGUAUUCUACAUAUACCGAAGGAUUAACUGUGGUAAAUUAUCCUCCAGGAACUUACUCUUUCAGUGUGCCAGAGGGGAAAUCCUUGAUGAGAGUUACUUUGAAUUCAAAGGGGAGUUUGGUUCAAACGAUGUGGAAUGAUCACACAUAGAAUUGGGAUAUUACAUGGUUGGCUCCUCAACACGAAUGUGAUGUUUAUGGGACUUGGGGGCCAUUUGGGAGUUGUAAUGCUUUGAGUUCACCUAUUUGUUCUUGUCUUAGAGGGUUUGAACCAAAUAAUUCUGAGGAAUGGGGAAGAGGAAACUGGUGUGGCGGAUGUGUCCUGAGGAAACCAUUACUCUGUGAUCGAAUUAAUAAUGCGAGCGGUGCUGGAAAAGAAGAUGGAUUCUUGAGGCUUCGGUUCAUGAAAGUGCCGGAUUUUGUUGAACGGGGGCCCUUUAGGGCGGUAGAGGAGUGUAGAAGUCUCUGCUCGCUGAAUUGUUCAUGCAUAGCCUAUGCACGCGACACAAAUCUUGGUUGUAUGUUCUGGAGCCAAGAACUGAUAGACGUUCAACAAUAUUCUAACGUUGGUGAAGAUCUUUACAUUCGUCUAGCUUUUUCAGAACUAGAUGGGCACAAAGACAAAAAGCUGAUUACAAUCCUUCCAAUAGUGGCGGGUUUGGUAGCCAUUUUGAUUUGCAUUUUCAUUUAUUGGUGGUUGAUGGCUAGGCGAAAAGGAGCCAAAGGAAAAGUAGAUGCGAAGUUAUAUGAAGCUGGGCUAACAUAUCCAUCAGAUUCGGCCGAGAUAGUGCUUAAACAUGAUAUGGAUAAAGUUAAUCUUGAAGAGUUUCCAUUAUUCACAUUCGAGACUCUUGCAAAUGCAACAGACCAAUUCCAUGAUGACAAUAUGCUUGGAAAGGGUGGUUUUGGUCCUGUUUAUAAGGGUAGAUUGGCAGAUGGAAAAGAAAUUGCAGUGAAGAGGCUUUCAGCAGCAUCUGGACAAGGAAUGGAAGAAUUUAUGAAUGAAGUGGAUGUGAUUUCCAAACUCCAACAUCGAAAUCUUGUAAAAUUACUAGGAUGUUGUGUCGAGAAAGAAGAGAAAGUUCUCGUUUAUGAAUAUAUGCCUAAUAAAAGCUUAGACGUGUUUCUAUUUGAUACUUCACAUCCAUUGCAGAAGAUUCUCGAUUGGAAGAAACGUUUUAGUAUCAUUGAAGGUAUUGGGCGAGGCCUUCUCUAUCUUCACCGGGAUUCUAUACUAAAGAUAAUUCAUAGAGAUUUGAAACCGAGUAACGUAUUGCUCGAUAACGACUAUAAUCCAAAGAUUUCAGACUUUGGAAUGGCAAGAAUAUUUGGAGGCAACCAAGAACAAUCCAACACUGGAAGAGUCGUCGGAACUUAGUAAUCAAGUUUUGAAUUUACGAAAGUAUUGUUCCCCUUAAAGGCAUGCUUGGUACACAGUAUUUAUAUAAUACUAUGAACAUGCCAUUCGCUUUUAAUAUUGGACGAUUCAAAUUUACAUGAAUUUAUCAUGUUUUGCAGUGGAUAUAUGGCACCAGAAUAUGCAAUGGAAGGAAGAUUUUUCGAAAAAUCUGAUGUCUAUAGUUUUGGUGUUCUGAUGUUAGAAAUCAUGAGCGGGAAAAAGAACACCAACUUCUACAAUCACGAAUGGUCAUUAAGCCUUUUGGGAUGUGCAUGGAAAUUAUGGCUCAGCCUUCAUAGAUCAAACAAUACACAAAGCCGAAUUCCAUGGAGAGAUGGUGAGGUGCAUUCACAUUGCACUAUUGUGUGUACAAGAAUUCCCUACUAACCGGCCUACAAUUUCGACAGUUCUUGCAAUGCUCCUCGAGAAACUGUCGAUUGGCUUUUGCAGGAUCACCCGAUAUUUGCCGAGAAGUGGAACCGUAGUCAUGUCACCUCUUCCCAGACGGGAGUCUCCAUUAACAAUGUCGACACUCUUACAACGCUUGGUGGACGAUGAUUUCCAACUUCUUCCACAGUUUUAAUAAAAACGUCUAUUUAGUUACAUAUGUUUUCUAUUUCCAUUUGUUACAUAUAAUAGCUUGUUAACAUUAUAUUAUUUAUAUGUAAUAAUCAUGAGUUAUGUUCGUCCAAUUAUAUGAGAUUGAGACGGCUACUUGCAUUUUA
This is a messenger RNA of Olea europaea var. sylvestris, 2836 nucleotides long. Its product is annotated as G-type lectin S-receptor-like serine/threonine-protein kinase At1g11330. The record is from RefSeq and is a predicted model, not a curated record. NCBI's taxonomy places the organism in Eukaryota, Viridiplantae, Streptophyta, Magnoliopsida, Lamiales, Oleaceae. Bases 1116 to 2090 code for a protein of 324 amino acids. Gene Ontology annotation, molecular function: ATP binding; protein kinase activity. Gene Ontology annotation, biological process: protein phosphorylation. The transcript has 6 exons.